This is a messenger RNA of Lymnaea stagnalis (great pond snail), 234 nucleotides long. The record is from the annotation of a GenBank genome assembly. Lineage: Eukaryota; Metazoa; Mollusca; Gastropoda; Lymnaeidae.
UGCUUACCUUUCACCUAUGGGUACGACACGUGCAGCACACCCUGCGACUGCGUCAAAGAGAACACGCUGUCCUGUGACGCAAUCAACGGCACGUGCUGGUGUAAGUAUGGAUGGAACGGAACCGACUGUUCAAGAGACGUCAACGAGUGCCUGGAUCGGAAAACUAGCGACACGUGUGAAGCAGACGAUUAUCAAAUCUGUGUCAAUUUCCCUGGAGGCUACAAUUGCUCAUGU